Amphimedon queenslandica is the source of this 418-nucleotide messenger RNA. RefSeq names its product snake venom metalloproteinase hemorrhagic factor 2-like. NCBI's taxonomy places the organism in Eukaryota, Metazoa, Porifera, Demospongiae, Haplosclerida, Niphatidae. The transcript has 4 exons. Gene Ontology annotation, molecular function: metalloendopeptidase activity. The record is from RefSeq and is a predicted model, not a curated record. Gene Ontology annotation, biological process: proteolysis. The annotation marks the transcript as partial.
UACAUUGCUUAUGGAAGGAACAUCAGUGCUGUUGUAUUGAGGGCAAUAGAAAUAUUUAGUCACGUUGACAUGUUGUAUCAGUCUAUUAAUGUUCGUGUUGUGAUUGUUUAUUCGUUGACAUGGACAACACGACAAGAGAUAUCAUUCAGUUCAGUACCAAACACUCUACUGAGACUGUUCCGUGAAUACCACACUACCACCACAGCAUUCAAAUCCAUCACUCAUGAUAGCACCCAAUUGAUCACUGGUAUUAAUCUGGAUGGUAAUACAGUAGGUAUAGCUUAUGUUGGUACAAUGUGCAAUUUUGAUUCAUCUGUUGGCUUAACUCAAGAUACAAGAGGUAGUGUUGCAUCAGUUGCUACCAUUGCUGCUCAUGAAAUGGGACACACUUUUGGUAUGAAUCAUGAUGACGAUUCAA